AAAAUGGAAUGGGGAGGAGAGUAUUCUUUUGAUUCUUCCAAUUUAGACUGUUUGUUAAAUGCCCUUCCUGGAGAAUUGGAGUUUCAACAAAUCAUUAGUGAUCUUGAUGAAAAAAUAAAGAAGAACUCUUCUAGCAUAGAACAGUGUCUUAAAGACCUGCAAUCAGAAGUAAAUGAAAUAUGUACCGAUGAAAUGCUGCAAAGCACAACCGACUGCCUUCAGUGGCUAAGCAACUGCAAUUUUAGUUCUCUCAGACCUUCUUCCACGCACCACGGAGAGCUGGUGGAAUUCCUUAGGACCCUGCAAAGCUUGCUGAAGAAUGAGCAAAAUCAAGAAGAAAUGAUACUUCACUUCCUUCUGGAUCUCUCUAGUCAGUGUGGUGUCUCGUUUCCCUGUACUCCAAGUGGGAUGUCUUUUGAGUUAACGUCUUCCCUUCAUGCCAUUGAGGAUGAUUCAACUAUGGAUGUGAAAUCUCUGUGGGAUGAUGUGAGAUUGCAUCUUCGACGAUUUUUAGUAAAUAGACUGCAAAGUCAAGAAGAAACAAGUACUAAUGCUUUACAACAACAAAUGGAGUUUAAAACUCAGUGCAUACAGCAACUUUUGUUUCUUUAUCCUGAAUCAGAAGUCUUAACGAAGUAUCAGAAUAUGCAGAAUAAACUGGUUAGCGAUCUUCUACAGAACUGUGUUUUGUCUAGUUGUGGUGAAACAAAUUUUGAUAAGGUGGUUCAUGGUUACCAAAGUUCCGUACCCACAUUGUGCACAAUGAUAAAAGAGGAUUUGUAUAUACUGAGUGGAACUAUUGAUCCUUCUUCAUCGCUGAAGUUUAUUAAUGAAACUUACCUGGAUACCAUCACUGAAGAAAUGACAGUUCUUCUUGGACGACUUUGUGAGCUGCAGUUCAAAGAAAAUGCUCUACAUACAGUUAAGGCAAACAAGAUUUCAAAGAAGCAUAGAGGAACAGUUCAUGCUGUGGCCUCCCAAGAAUCCCACAAAAAAGGAAGGAACUUCUGCUUAACAUUGUAUCAACUCAAGUGUCUUUCUCAACUUAUCAAACUCUUUUUAUUAAUGGAAGAAAAAAUUGAAGAGCUCUCCACAGAAAUUCUGUUGGUGCCUUCAUUUACAGAGAAGAAUAAGAGUGUUCAAGGAGUUCUGAAGAAAGCUAGUGGGGAGCUUUUAAUAGGAGAAACUAGAGCAAAUGAAACCAGUGUGCUUCCUGAACAGUUACUUCAGGUAGAAGAGCCUAUUUCGCUGAAUUUUGGCUGGAGAAAUGCAUUUAAAGACCUGUCUUCUUCUGUGGCUCACUGUGUAACAAUAGCAAUUGAGGAUUUUUCAACUAAAAUUCUUCAACAUGAGCAGAAAGAAGAGUUUUCAGCUGCAGGCUAUGCAAUGAACCUUGUAAACAACCAGCAAAUGAGGGAGUCCUGCGGAGCAGUCCAACAGGAGGAGCAACCAAAACGAAUUGCUAAGUUUUGCUCUGACAUCAUGGAAGAACUUGACACAUUGCUUCCAUUGGCUCUGGCAUGCAGAGAUGAUUCUCUUCAGGAAAUUCGAGCAAACUUUGUAGAGGCCUGCAGCAAAGUGGCAGCAGCUGUUCUGGCAAGGCUACAGGACAAGAGCAAAGACGUUCCCUCCAAGGCUCCCCUGCAAGACCUGUAUACUGCCCUUUCUACAGCGAUAUAUGUCUUUCAGCAUUUUACAAUGUAUAGCAAUUUAAUGCGAGAAACAAGCAAAAAACCCCUGUUCCUAGUGCCUGUCCAACAAUAUCAGGAAUUCAUCAAUGCUCUCCAGUUUCAAGUUACGAACUACUGCGUCAGAGUUUGUGCUACAAGCAUUUUACAGGAUGCUGAGAGCCACCACUGGGAUGACUACAAAGCUUUUUAUGAGGGGGAAAGAUGCUCAUUCUCUGUCCAGAUGUGGCAUUACUUCUGCUGUGCUCUUCAUCAUGAUCUGUGGACUAUUCUACCUCCCAAGACAGCCCAGGAGAUUCUUACAGAUGUACUAGAGCAAUCUUUGGCUAUGCUGUCCUCCAGAUAUUGUCAGGCCUGCCCCAGUUACAAGAGAACACCACAAAUCAGAAUUGAUAUUGCAGCAAUUUUGAUGUCCACUGAAGAUAUACUCUGGUCAGUUUGCAGCUCUGUACAGCAGUUUCUGAAUCCACAUGAAGACAGAGAUCUCAAGAUCUGUAAAAUACAUAGCCACUGCAAUAGUCUGCUCUCUGUGCUGGCUAUUUUAACUUCACCGCUGAAGAAUUUGUAUGAGACAUUUCUGAACAAUUCUGAUGAACAUCUUCCUCAAGAUUUUUCAGAAGUCUUUUAUCAUCCAUUACACUGGUUAUUUUGCAUACCAUCAUCCUGUUCUUCCUUACUGAGGACUCCAUCAGCCAGAGAAAUGGCAGCCCAGGGUCAGCUGAAACUGCUCUUAUCCCAGCCAUACUGUAAUGUGAACUUGCUUUUGGAAACGUUGCUACACCAUGAUUGUCUCUUAGUGAAAAUUUUACUGAGGAGUUCAAGAAAUGAAGUAUUGAAUCGUGAUGAACAACGUUCUCCCUUAGAACAGAUAAAUAACAAACAGCCUACUCUGAUUGAAACAAUCUUCACAGUACUGUCUUACUGCACUUUGUCACCCAAAUCUCUUGGCAUUGCUUUUGAGACCUACAUGGAAAAGGAGCAGUUGUGGAAUUGCUUAUACAAUAUGACAGUUUCCAGUUGUGGUGAGUCGGAGCCAGAGGUUAUCAGAUGUUUGAAGUUGACUCUGAUUAAUUCAGUCAAGGGUAUAGUGAAGCAGAUCAUUUCUUUGAUGCAUUCGUGGGAGGCAACAGAAAACUAUGGAACCUACCAACACAAGCAAAUAGUUCCUGAAAGUUUACUGAAAACGGUCCCAAAGGAAUGGAAUUACACUCCUCGGGAAAUGAAGAGAAAAGAAUCUGGGAAAUGCUUCACGAGGCUUGCAGCUCAGGCAGUAUCUAUUGUAAUCAGCAAGUUACCUACAGUGAUUGCAUGUUUGCCUCCCCCAAUUAAGUACUUCUUUUUUCUGGCUGAGAGAAAAAUGUCAAGAAACUUUGCUGAAUUGAAGAAAGCUGGUCUGCUUGUCUGGAACUUGAUUGUAAUUAUAUGUCGGAUAUUUGAGGAUGGAAAUACUGCAGAACUUUUAACAGGUGCAACACUUGACAGAUGGAGCAAAGAAAAACUCAGUUUAGUUCGUGUGUGCUUAGAAAGCAUUAUGGGAAAACAGAAAAGUGGUCCCAAGCAAGUGACCCAGAAGGUUAUACAAAGCAUUGAACAGCAACGACCCAACUGGAUUGAAAGCCAGUUGCUGAAGGCAAGAAAAUUGAGCACAGACUGUGCCUCGGUCACAGUAGAAGGUGCAACGUUAGAGGAAGGAGGUAUUGCACUUGGAUUCACUGAGCAGAAAAUAAACAUGAUGGUCCUGGAUAUCUGCCACAAACCAGGUGGCAGCGAGUACCUGAGGCAAAUUUAUCACAUCAUCCAGCUCAAUGAGGAAUAUUUGAAAGAGCAGCUGUCUUGUGAGAAUUCUUCUGAAGAUGGUGUUACCUCCAGUCAAUGCCUGCCUUUGACACGGAAGGACAGAGACGAGCAGCCAGUCUUCAACCCUUUCCAGGUGUACAGGCAGUCUUGUGCAAAAGUGUUCAAUCAGUCAACCAUUACUGAAUGGAACUGGGAUUGGUCAAACUUGCUGCCAAGUUAUUUGGGACUGAACAAGAUGACCUUCAGGGUGCUGCUGGCACACAGGUGGGAGAUGAAAGAAGGUGCAGAUCUUGAAGAUGAGGAGAAAGUUAUGGUGGAACACUUAAAAAAUGUUUAUUUGACACAGAGCACUCCUACCUCAGUGGAUAAAGAAGAAUAA
Molecule: messenger RNA, 3864 nt
Organism: Egretta garzetta (little egret)
Lineage: Eukaryota; Metazoa; Chordata; Aves; Pelecaniformes; Ardeidae
Product: KIAA0825 ortholog
Exons: 19
Coding region: 4-3864 (1286 amino acids)
Source: RefSeq, a predicted model, not a curated record